GGUAUUCUUCAUCUGAUAACAUCGUUUAUUUAUAAACUUUGGUUCCCUUUCGAUUCAAAUCUUAUGAGUGUGUCCUGGGGGGCCCAAUGUCCUUGGAAUGUGAUUCUUCAAUGAAGAUCUAGUGAAGCAGGAUAGAUAACGGUAAAAGUGAAACAUUAUUUUGAGAUGUGGAUGAAAUACCUUGUGUUUUUAUCGUUAUUUCACGAUUUUUCACCUCAAGUUGAAUGUGCGAAGAUUCUAGGCGUAUUUCAUAUGUGCGGCCCUAGUCAUUAUUUAGCUGGAAGUAGUUUGAUGAGAAUAUUGUCAGAAAAUGGACACGAUGUGACGAUAGUUGCAGCAUUCUCUGAGAAAAACCCACCGCCAAACUAUAAGCAAGUUGUUUUGACUGGACAAAACGAAAAAUUGAGAGCUUUCAGGCCAAAUUUCUUCGAUAAAACCUUCACCACCUUCGACAGACCAUUCGAUUUCAACAAAAUGAGCAUUUCUCUCAUAGAAGACAUGUUCAAUCACACGGAAUUCCGUAAAUUCAUGGGUUCGAACCAAACCUUCGACGUUGUAAUCGUUGAAGAAUUUCAAUCGGAAGCUGUAAAAUAUCUCGCGCAUCAUUUCAAAGCCCCCUUGAUAAUUUACUCGUCGAUGGAUACGAACGAGUGGACCAACCCUUAUCUGGGCAAUCCGGAUUCUCCAGCUUACAUACCAAACGUUUUCCACAAGUUCUCCUGCCAAAUGUCGUUUUUCGAACGAGUCCACAACACCUUCUAUUACGUUUACAGCAAUUUGGUCAGGGUUUUGAUCAAUAUCCCGAUGCAUAAUAGACUGGUCCAAAAGUAUUUCCCUGGGGCACCCGACAUCGACGACAUUAUUUACAACGUGUCUUUAGCACUAUUGAAUUCCGAUGUCAGCAUUCACACUCCAGUACCUAAGGUACCAAGUAUGGUCAACAUAGGGGGUUUCCACUUAAAGGAACCAAAACCACUUCCAGAAGACCUCCAGACUAUCUUAAAUGAUACAAAGGAUGGCAUCAUAUACUUCAGCUUGGGAUCCACCUUGAAAAGUUCCAUGAUGCCGAAGGAAAAGUUGGAAUUAUUAUUCAGGGUUUUCUCAGGAUUGAAGGAAACAGUUUUGUGGAAAUAUGAAGAGGAUAACUUGACAGGAAAACCUCCAAACGUCAUCACGAGGAAAUGGUUUCCUCAGAGUGAUAUUUUGGCACACAAAAAUGUGAAACUGUUCAUCAAUCAUGGUGGUAUUUUUGGUAUUAUGGAAGCAAUAUAUCACGGAAUACCCAUGCUAUCAUUUCCUGUAUUUGCUGAACAGAAUAUGAAUUCUAUUCGAGCUGCAACAGAUGGGUAUGGAAUGUUUAUACCUUUCAAUGAAUUAACCGAGGAGAAAUUAGUAGUUUACUUGAGGGAAAUGCUAGAAAAUCCAAGAUACAAAGAAAACGCAAUGAAAAGGUCCAAAAUUAUGAGAGACAAGCCCAUUUCUCCGAAAGACGCUGUUAAUUUCUGGGUGGAUUAUGUUAUCAGACAUAAGGGUGCGCCACACUUGAGAGUGGCAUCUUUGGAUCUGGAGUGGUAUCAGUAUUUACUUCUCGAUGUUGUGUCAUUUCUCUUGAUAUUGUCUGUGAUAUUCGCGUAUGUUUGCAAGUUUAUAAUAAAAUCUAUCCUCAUGAAUGUAAUGAAGAGAAAAAAGAAAAUCCAUUGAAAAUAUUUCUAAAUUAU
Messenger RNA from Coccinella septempunctata (seven-spotted ladybird), 1718 nucleotides. Its product is annotated as UDP-glucosyltransferase 2-like. The transcript is spliced from 5 exons. The coding region runs from base 166 to 1701 and encodes 511 amino acids. The record is from RefSeq and is a predicted model, not a curated record. Lineage: Eukaryota; Metazoa; Arthropoda; Insecta; Coleoptera; Coccinellidae. Gene Ontology annotation, molecular function: UDP-glycosyltransferase activity.